AUGCUUCAAACACGAACACUUACACCAUUAUUUGGCAAUCCUUUCUAUUCACAGGUAAAUGAGCGCCCGUCUUACUCCACCCAUGCAAAAACGAACUUUACAUCUGAUACGUCGACUCCGGCGCCUUUUGUAAGCGAUAAAGGACAAUCAAAUGUGAACCCUACGUACACUACAAAUUUUGGUUCACAACGACACCACACAGCUCAGAGUGAUACGCGUCAGCCUGCAGCAGCUCAAAACUAUAGUUUCAAUAACGGAGCCACCACGACUGCCUAUAAAUCUGGUUCCGGAGGACUACCACUUAAUCAAGCUACGUAUAUUCAGACAUCUCAUUCACCAACUCUUCAUCCUGGUGGUGUUUCUCCUGGGGGAACUAAAGUUCCGUACCGCUCACCUUCACCACGAACACGAAACGAACUUUCUCCUUAUGCUUCUGUCCAGCAUCUUCAGUAUAAUUCGCCUAUGAACAUUUAUUCCGUUGAAUCGGCCGCUGAACAAUACACCCAACAAACAGGAAGACCCACAGAGUGAGU
Molecule: messenger RNA, 533 nt
Organism: Strongylus vulgaris
Lineage: Eukaryota; Metazoa; Nematoda; Chromadorea; Rhabditida; Strongylidae
Source: the annotation of a GenBank genome assembly